Messenger RNA from Aspergillus chevalieri, 1611 nucleotides. RefSeq names its product ERF4 family protein. Bases 1 to 1611 code for a protein of 536 amino acids. Gene Ontology annotation, cellular component: endoplasmic reticulum palmitoyltransferase complex; extrinsic component of endoplasmic reticulum membrane. Gene Ontology annotation, biological process: protein targeting to membrane; peptidyl-L-cysteine S-palmitoylation. The transcript has 2 exons. The record is from RefSeq and is a predicted model, not a curated record. NCBI's taxonomy places the organism in Eukaryota, Fungi, Ascomycota, Eurotiomycetes, Eurotiales, Aspergillaceae.
AUGUUUGCUUGUUGUCUUACACCUAUUGACGGUUCCAAUCUUCUCUUUCACUUUGUUGCUAUCUUUCUUGUCUUUUCUCUCUCUCUAUUCUACUCUACAGUGAAUAUACAAUUGAAUGUUGGCCAGCCCCCUUUCUGCCUCUCUCCCGCCAAUCACCGCCGGCUCCACUGUUCGCCCGAUCUUCGGCCUCCUUUCGACCAUCGCUUUUUCAACUUCUUCCCUUUCUCCUCUUUCACCAUUACGCCCUCCACCGCCCAUUCGUUUUCUCCCGCACCAAAAACGGCCUCUUCGAUUGUUCUGCGUUCCCAGGUUCUUUCAUCGCCCGAGGUUCCGAGGUCGUUUGCUCCCCCUGUUGCCCAAGCCCCGCCUGGCCACCACCACCACCGCAGUCGCGACGAGGGCCUGACGGGGGCGAAUCAUUACAAGACAACGUCGUACCCUCGUCAUCAGGGACAAAAGAACCAGCAACAGCAUAAGCGCGCGCGAUCAAUCCCGCUAUCAAACAGCAAACAUCCCGGUGUUACCAACAAUCCGCGUUGCAUAUUACGACCGCCGGCCGCUCGUCUCGCAAACCCAGUCAACCACGUUCCUCGUAUCACCCCCGUCGCCGUUCCCCAUCCGUGGCAGCUGUCCGACGAGAACCUUCCCCUCGACGCGAACCACAACGCUUAUCCCCUGCUAUCUAUCCCCGAGCAGCGCCGCAGCCGGUUGACUCCGUCGAGUUUGGUGGUUGAGCGCAGUCAGGGUGAGACGGAGAGUUGGCGCACGAGUAUCGCAGUGCCUCAAGGGCAGAGGCGCAGUGGCACUUUGCUUGACGUUGACUACGAGCACGAUCACGACGAGAAUAACUACAACAUAGGCACGGGAGAAAUGGCAGCGACUGCAGAUAAUUUACGGCCACCGGAGCAGGCCCAUUUGGCCCAGGAUUCAACAGCGACAGCACCGCCAGCGACGCCAAGGACUCGCGAUCUACAUUUGCCUCGACAUGUCCCGUCACAGGUAUCGCUGCGGUCCCAGUCGCAGAUUGCUUCGAUCCCGUCGAAUCCGGGACAACAACCACAGGCAGAUGUAGCGGAGGAAUUGGCCUGGGGGCCGGCACAUCCUUGCUUUCCGCAUAUCAACCCGCACGUUCCUAUCGAGUCAUCGGAAUACACAACGACACGAAUUAUCCGCAUUCGACGCGACUGGAUGGUGAAGGGCGAUCUGGCACCGACAUUCUCCAACCUCUACCCUGAAAUCCUCGAUCCACUCUUACCAGAACACGAAUUUCGCAAGAUCAUCGCGAUCGUCAACGAUGAACUCAUCAAAGCGUUCGACCCGUACCGGCUGCGAAACUGGAUCGACGGGGCUCUGGGCCUGGUAACCGGGUGGUUGUGGGAGGAUAUUGGCGCCCCCGCUGUAAAACGGCAUCUGCAACACGUGGAGGCGUGGCUGGAGAGAUGGAAUCGCGAGGUCGGUGCCAAGGAUGGGGUUAGGAUUUGGGGUCUGCGGAGGACGGCGUAUAUGUCGCUGGACAUCCAGAUUCCGGAUCCGAAGGUUGGGAUUAUACACAGCGAGGAUCUGUCGCUUCCUGGUACGAGGCCGAGUACUGGUGCUGGGCGGGGGGUAUAA